Messenger RNA from Schistosoma turkestanicum, 1158 nucleotides. The record is from the annotation of a GenBank genome assembly. Lineage: Eukaryota; Metazoa; Platyhelminthes; Trematoda; Strigeidida; Schistosomatidae.
AUGACCACAUUGACCGCCAAAUCCAAUUUGGCGCUUUCGUUCCUGCGUCGAAGGUUAGUGCCGAGGGGCGGACAACUUUGUGACAUGCCUUUAUCGAGCAAGGCUCGAGUGUAUGCAGAUGUAAAUCUAAGUCGUCCUCGUGAGUACUGGGAUUAUGAAUCCUAUGAAGUAAAUUGGGGUGAUCAGGACGAUUACCAAAUCGUUCGAAAAUUAGGCCGCGGCAAGUACAGUGAGGUUUUUGAAGGGUUAAAUAUAACAAACAAUGAGAAAUGUGUCAUUAAGGUGUUGAAACCUGUUAAAAAAAAGAAAAUCAAGCGUGAGAUAAAGAUCUUAGAAAAUCUACGUGGUGUAACAAAUGUAAUAUGUCUGGAAGCAGUAGUCAAGGAUCCUAUUUCUCGUACGCCCGCGCUCAUUUUUGAGCACGUUGAAAAUCGGGAUUUCAAAGAAUUGUAUCAUACCUUAACGGACUACGACAUUCGCUACUACAUGUUCGAAUUGCUACGUGCACUUGAUGCAUGUCACAGCAUGGGAAUUAUGCAUCGCGAUGUCAAACCGCAUAAUGUUAUGAUUAAUCAUUCCCAAAGAAAGUUACGUUUGAUUGAUUGGGGUUUGGCAGAAUUUUAUCACCCUGGGCAAGAAUAUAAUGUUCGUGUUGCAUCACGAUACUUUAAAGGACCUGAGCUGUUGGUUGAUUACCAGAUGUAUGAUUAUUCUUUAGAUCUUUGGUCUUUGGGGUGUGUUUUUGCUAGUAUGAUCUUCAGGAAAGAGCCUUUCUUCCAUGGUCACGAUAAUUACGAUCAACUAGUUCGAAUUGCCAAAGUUCUUGGUACAGAAGAGUUAUUUCAGUAUUUGACCAAAUACGAGAUAGUUUUGGAUCCUCGAUUUAAUGAGAUUUUAGGCCGACAUACCAAAAAGCGAUGGGAGCGUUUUGUACAUGCAGAGAACCAACAUCUUGUUAGCCCAGAGUCACUUGACCUUCUAGAUAAAUUAUUACGUUAUGAUCACGCUGAACGACUAACUGCCCGAGAAGCUAUGGAACAUGUAUAUUUUCGGGCUAUUGUUCAGGAUCAUGGUGGUCGAAUUCCUGUUUGUGCUCAGCAGAAUAAUGAUAGUGCUAAGAAACCUGGUUCGACCACGCCAAGUACGAAUCCGACGUAA